Molecule: messenger RNA, 681 nt
Organism: Glarea lozoyensis ATCC 20868
Lineage: Eukaryota; Fungi; Ascomycota; Leotiomycetes; Helotiales; Helotiaceae
Product: Class I glutamine amidotransferase-like protein
Exons: 3
Coding region: 1-681 (226 amino acids)
Molecular function (GO): glyoxalase III activity
Source: RefSeq, a predicted model, not a curated record
AUGUCCAGACCUCAAGUUCUUCUCGUUGCUUCAUCAAGCACUCAGGGCUGGUAUUUGCCCGAGUUCGCACAUCCAUACAAAGUCCUCUCGCCACACGUCGAUCUCGUUAUUGCCUCGCCCAAUGGUGGAGCCACAGUCCUAGACCCAGUCUCCUACGAGCUUUUUAAAGAGGAUGCGUACUGUAUGGAAUUUGCUGCAACUAAAUCAAAGUUAUGGCUAGAGACCAAAAAGCUCUCCGACUAUACCGGUCGCUCUAAGGAGUUCGCCGCCAUCUUUUACAUUGGAGGUUUUGGACCCAUGUUCGAUCUAGUAGACAACGAGGUCUCAACAUCCCUCAUCAGAGAAUUCCACGAAUCAGGCAAGAUUGUUGCGACGCUCUGUCACGGAGCUGCGGCACUUCUUAACGCCAAACUCUCUGAUGGCACACUCCUCGUCAAAGGAGAGAACAUCACCGGAUUCAGUAACGCGGAGGAGAUCGCCGUGGAUAGACAGAAGGACAUGCCAUUUCACCUCGAGACAUAUCUGAACAAUGCCAGUGAAGGAGGUUACAAGAAGGCUGAGAAGGCUUGGGAUCCACUUGUGGUGGUGAGUGAGAAGAAGAAGCUGGUGACUGGGCAGAAUCCUGCGAGUGCUGAGGGCACCGGUGAGGCGCUUCUGAAGAUGAUCAAAGAGAGUAGUUAG